GGGUUCUGGCAGAAGCAGUUCUGCAACUUGUACGUACUCUCGUGCUGCUAGCAGCGGUCAGGGUGUGUUUGUGUUGACGGAUCCUAGUGCCAGCUACUUCGAGACUUACCAAACCUCGGCCGACUGUCCAGCUAAACUGCUUCCGUGACGCUGUUGCCUAUUACGCUGACUAAAGAUGUCGUUUGCCAGAAAGUUUAUUGGUGGCCUAAUUAAUGUCAUCGGUAACAUUGACCCAGCCCAGUUCAUUCCCUCUGAACCCCCUGAGCCUCGCAGACCUCUUGCAUAUGCAGAACAGCAUGAGAGUGAUGAAGAGAAACAGUUCCGCAGAGUCUUCCAGCAACUUGCUGGAGAUGACAUGGAAGUGAGCCCCAGUGAACUCAUGAACAUCCUAAACAAAAUCAUUGCAAAACAUGGAGAUCUGAAGACAGAUGGUUUCACGAUUGAGUCUUGCAGAAGCAUGGUGGCAGUCAUGGAUAGUGACAGCACUGGAAAACUUGGCUUCCAUGAAUUCAAAUACCUCUGGAAUAAUGUAAAGAAAUGGCAGGGAGUGUACAAGUCCUACGAUUCAGAUGGUUCUGGUGUUAUUGGGGCAGAUGAGCUGCCCAAUGCUUUCAGAGCUGCUGGCUUUCCUCUCAGUGAGCAGCUGUUCCAGAUGAUAAUUCGCAGAUAUAGCGAUGAGAGUGGCAACAUGGAUUUUGACAACUACAUUGGCUGUCUCGUAAGGCUGGAUGCCAUGUGCCGUGCCUUUAAAACGCUGGAUAAGGACAACAAUGGGACUAUUAAAGUCAAUGUUCAGGAGUGGCUUCAGUUGACCAUGUAUUCUUGAGCCCAGAAGGAUAUUACUACUUAGACUCACUUUGUUUUGAUAUUCUAAACAUAUUUUUCUCCACCUUCAAACAACUUCCUAUUUUAUUCAACCCAUUCACUGUCUGCAAAUGUUAUUUUCAAAGCAAUGCCUAAUCAGGAGCCCGUUAUAGGAUUGUUGACCGUGCCAUAUUUGUUGUAAGGGAGAAAUUAUGCUUUAUAAACCCAGGGAAGCACAAAUAUUCACUGACAAUGUUCUGAAGAGAAAACAAUUAGCCAGUCUGACUGAAUGGACGCUGAGCUUAAGUCAUCAGGUUUGCUGUUUUACUUUUGCUUUUCACCUGCACUCAAAUCCAAAUGCAAUGUGAAGAGGUGGUUCCAAAUCAUACACAUAAAACGUUGAUAUAAAUUGUGAAAUAGGUUUGAAUCACAUACAUUUCACUCAACAAAAACAUUUUUCAGUUAAAAUUGUAAAAGUCACUUGUAUCCGAUGAAACCUCUUUGCACUAAAUAACAGGUGUUUGAUUGCUAUAAAAGUGUCAUUUUUUAAAUCACAUUUUAGUUUUGCAUUACAUCAAAUAGUGUUGUCAGGAUAGCUUGCGAAUGCGGGCUGAAAUAAAAAUAAGUAAUCAAAUAUCAAUCACAUAUUAAACAAAGGAAAUCUAAGUGUGUCCAGUGAUUAUAGCAUGUUUUAUAUAACAGAAAGAGACUGUCACAUUUGGACAGGCUGAUUUUGUCAUUUUGUUUGGUUUUUGUUUGCGCCAUGUGCCUACCUUACUGUCUUUUUACAUUUACGAUUUGUUCGCACUUUGCUUUCUGUGGAUACGCCUGCACCAGCAUAAUGUGACUUAAUAAACAGUAUAGCAAAUGUGUAUGCUACUAAUGCAUGCAGCCAAUAA
Messenger RNA from Phyllopteryx taeniolatus (common seadragon), 1703 nucleotides. RefSeq names its product calpain, small subunit 1 a (gene capns1a). The coding region runs from base 176 to 826 and encodes 216 amino acids. The transcript is spliced from 11 exons. Gene Ontology annotation, molecular function: calcium ion binding. The record is from RefSeq and is a predicted model, not a curated record. NCBI's taxonomy places the organism in Eukaryota, Metazoa, Chordata, Actinopteri, Syngnathiformes, Syngnathidae.